Molecule: messenger RNA, 2106 nt
Organism: Clarias gariepinus (North African catfish)
Lineage: Eukaryota; Metazoa; Chordata; Actinopteri; Siluriformes; Clariidae
Gene: pde6gb
Product: phosphodiesterase 6G, cGMP-specific, rod, gamma, paralog b
Exons: 5
Coding region: 346-609 (87 amino acids)
Biological process (GO): positive regulation of epidermal growth factor receptor signaling pathway; positive regulation of G protein-coupled receptor signaling pathway; visual perception
Cellular component (GO): photoreceptor outer segment membrane
Molecular function (GO): cGMP binding; 3',5'-cyclic-nucleotide phosphodiesterase activity
Source: RefSeq, a predicted model, not a curated record
CUUUCCUAAUCUGCUGAGGUGUCGGAGGAUAAAAACAUCCCACCAGCAGUCUCUUCCUGAGAAAGCCCAGUGUAGAUACCCACUCCUCCAGUAAAGAAGUAGACACAUAGAACAAGCGGUGCUGCAGACAAACAGGCUGGAAGUUAGCUGCAGAGAUUCUGUUAUUUUGUAUGGCAAAAGCUAAAAACCACCUUGUUCUUAUAUUGGAAUUAACUGGUUGAACAUCUGGUAGGAUGACGCAUCAGGGCUCCAAGGUUUCCAGUUCAAUUCUAAGAUGGGUAAUAUUAUACUGAAGCUCUACAUCAGGGAGAAAGAACACAGAAAGGGUUAAAGCAAACAUCAGCAAUGAAUCUUGAGCCCCCUAAAUCUGAAUUUAAGUCAGCCACUCGGGUGACAGGAGGGCCAGCCACGCCCCGAAAGGGCCCACCCAAAUUUAAACAGAGGCAAACUCGCCAGUUUAAAAGCAAGCCACCAAAGAAGGGUAUACAGGGAUUUGGAGAUGAUAUCCCUGGUAUGGAAGGUUUAGGCACCGACAUCACAGUCAUCUGCCCCUGGGAGGCCUUCAGCCAUUUGGAGCUGCACGAGCUGGCUCAAUACGGCAUCAUCUGAGUCGACCAUCUUCCCACCAGCCUCUUCACUUUUCCCCUUUCAUUCUGCCUCCACUCAAUUUGCUCCACACAAUUCACCAAGGAACAUUCCAAAAAUAGAAAAAAACAAACAAACUUAAGUGUCCACUGUUUCUUUAUUUUCUGCUCAUAAGUUAAUACAGAUCUGUCUGUAUUUGACUUAUUGUGUGUCAGAUCUCACUCCCCGUUCCAUUUUUUCUCUGUUCCCGUUUGAUGUCACCUUUCGUUUCUAUUUCCUCCUUUCUUUUGGAACAGAACUUCAAACUUAAGCAAGCAAGACAGCCUCAAAGUGAGUACAAGCGUCGCACCCGUGAAAUGCUCGGCUUCUCAUUUCACGUGUCUUAGCUUUAUCCGGCUUUUAUUUAUUCAUUUAUUUUUAAAUAAAAAAAUCUCAUACUCCUGUAGACAAAUGUAGAUGACUGCAGAUGACUGAUAAAAACAUUUUUUUUAUUUAUAAUAAUAAUUCUACCAAUUCUGCUAAAUUUCUGUUUCAUUAUACAUUAUUCCACUUCACUCAACUUUUUUUUAUAACCUUAUUUUUUAGACAUACUUCUGAACUUAGACUUCGAAACAUGGUCAUUUUUAAGAUUAGACCUUCUCAGAAAAAAAAAAAAGGUCACUUUCUUGGCUGUCUUGCAAUCUGAGUACUACCUGAUGUGUUUACAGCUCGGGUCAUUUAGCAGUUGAAUUACUGAAGACAGGACAGCAAGUCAAAGCCACAUUCAAAUGCAAUGCAUUAUUCAAAUGCUUUGAUUGAAGUGUGCAUGGUUAAUUAAUUAUGCAUUAUGAAUGGAAAAGUGUUAAAUUGUUGUGUUCUGUGUCUUAUUUAACUACACACUUACAUUGUUUGCUAUUCAUUACCUUUCAUGUUCAUAAUACAGUAGGAUCAUUUAUCCUUAUUGUAGCUGCUGUCUUGAUGUCUUCACUAAAAUUCCACCGAAUUCCUAUUGGUCAAGUAUCAUUGCAUAGCUCAUGUGCAUAUUGAUUUCUGUUCUACCUUCUGUAAAAUUAAUUGCAUGUUCCUUUUAUAGGUUUCCUUAUUUAUUAUACAAUUUUUACUUUUAUCGAUUUGAUGCUUCAUUGUGGUUUUACUGUGCAGCGUGUGUGCAUGUGUGUGCAUGUGUUUUGAUUAGUAACAUUUAUAUAUAAUUAUAGUGGCACAUGCUACUUUACAUUAUACUUUACACAAACCCUCACAGGACUCAUUACACUGUAAUACAGCAUUUUGCAUAAACUCUGAUAUGUAUGUUAAUUAUCAUCCUUCUAAAAUCUCUGUACUUGGAUGACAUAAAGAUUGUUAGGAAGGUUUUCGAGCAUUUUAUUCCCUAGAUCUGUUGGCACAUUUGCUCAAGAGACUACAAACACAUAAAAGCUUUGACACUUUGCUCAAUUCCAUGACUGUGUUUAAUCAAUGACUCAAAUAACAGUUUUUCUUUUCUACAGGAUGAGAUAAAAAUAAAGCUUACAAAAACGGAAAAAA